This is a messenger RNA of Athalia rosae (coleseed sawfly), 7240 nucleotides long. RefSeq names its product cadherin-89D (gene Cad89D). NCBI's taxonomy places the organism in Eukaryota, Metazoa, Arthropoda, Insecta, Hymenoptera, Athaliidae. Gene Ontology annotation, cellular component: catenin complex; plasma membrane. Gene Ontology annotation, molecular function: calcium ion binding; cadherin binding. The transcript has 19 exons. The record is from RefSeq and is a predicted model, not a curated record. Bases 361 to 5427 code for a protein of 1688 amino acids. Gene Ontology annotation, biological process: homophilic cell-cell adhesion.
GGCUCGAAAAUUCAAAGAAGCUGUUUAGUGUAACCAGUCUGGUUGACCAGUGGUCAGUUCACGGAGUGCGGAACUUCGGUGUAAACGGUUGAUAAAAGGUCGUUCCGAAGGUUGUUCAGUUUCGACUUUCUUCGUUUCAUUUCUCGUAAUCUUUACCCGAGUAGCGAGUGCGGCGACCGGACAGGAUUAACGAAUGAUUUUGUGUAAUUCCAAAAUUUAGUGGAACAAGAAAUUUUUUUAGUGAACGUGAUUUGUUCGAGUCAAGGAUUGACCCAGUCAGUUCGUCAGGUGUAUUCGGUAAUUUUAACCAAGAAAUGGUUGCGCAACUCCUUAAUUAAAGUUCGAAGACCUGAGGUCAAGAUGUCGAUAGACCGGCGCGUGAUUUGCUGCCACUGGUGGGUCACGGCCCUCGUGAUCUUCGUGACAUUCGUCGUCGGCGGUGUUUCAGGAUGUCAAUUUUACCCGGUCGGAGAAUAUCUGAAGUUUGUAAGGUUGCCGGAGAAUUUACCAAGAGGGCACGAAAUUCUUACCUUGGAAGUUCAUCCCAGGAAGCAUAUUGCUAUAAUGCCAGUUGACAAGGAACAAGACGCGAAAUAUUUCACCUACAAGGAAGUGAACAGAACACACGUGGCUGUUGUUCUCGCCCAUUCGUUGGCGGAUAUCGAUGACGCCGAAACUUCGCGAAAUUUACUUAAAUUUCGGGUUUCAUGCGACGGCAUUGGCAACGGCAAUUCCCAGGUGACAUCGCACUUGUCGGUAACAGUUUACGUUGAAAAUGUUAACAAUCAUUCGCCGCUGUUUCUCGACGCUCCGUACCACGCAACGAUCGAUGAGCUGACUCCCGUUGGUCGUACUAUAUUCCGCGGUAUUCGCGCCGUCGAUAAAGACAAACCGAAUACACCGAACAGCGAGGUUCACUACGCGAUUGUUCGCGGUAAUGAGGAGGGCAAGUUUUCUUUGGAGGCUGGCCACAGGGCGGAACUUGUACUCAGAAAACAGCUCGAUUAUGACGCGGGCGAUCACGAAUUCACCCUCACCGUUAUGGCGUCCGAUCGGGGUAUACCGACCAAAAGCAGCAACACGACGGUCACGGUUGUUGUAAUGGACAACGACGAUAUGAAUCCGAAAUUUACGCGUGACGUUUACAGGACGAAAAUAUACGAGUUUUAUCCGAUGACCGAUCGACCGAUACAUCAAGAGUUGAAUUUCACACCUCCGAUUCUCGCGGUGGAUCAAGAUCGAGCGAUCAACGCGAGGAUCCGGUACGAUCUGACGGCUGGGAACGAACGGGGUUUCUUUUAUUUGGAUCCGGAUAACGGGUCGUUAUUUUUGGAGAAAGGGGUAGACCUGGACGCCGAAAGAAACCUACCUGGAAACACGUUCUCCCUGCAGAUUCAAGCAUCCCAAUCGGACAAUCCUCUGAGGACCAAUUUGGCCCGGGUAGAAGUCGAAGUUUUAGAUUUAAACGACAAUUUGCCGGAGUUCGAAGUCGACUUUUACAACAUAAGCAUAGUGGAAAAUUUACCCAACGGGUUCAGCGUUCUCCAGGUAAUCGCCUCGGACAAGGACCAGGGUGAAAAUUCCGAUUUUCACUACGAGCUACAAGACGAUUCCGGAGCUUUCGCGGUGGAGUCGAAAUCCGGCUGGUUGACCGUUCGCGAUCAGACCCGCCUCGACAGGGAGCGUCGGGGUUCCCUGAGGAUGCGUGUACUGGCGCGCGAAAGGGUCCCCAGCGUGGUCAAGGACUCGAACGGCUCCUCCGCGGUCGAAGUCGAAGUCACCCUAUUGGACGCGAACGACAAUAACCCGACAUUCGUGCCUACCAAUCUGUACGAAUUCGUGGUGGCGAAUGACGCUCCUUCGGGAACGGUGGUGGGACAAGUCAAGGCGGUCGACGCCGAUCUAGGAAGAAACGGGAUGGUUCUCUACAACCUUCAGAAACAAGGGAACAAUUCCAACGUCCAUACGCCGUUCAGGGUGGAUCCGAAUACCGGAAUUAUAUCGGUCGGUGAGACGCCGAUAAUCGACGGUAGGCACGCGAUCUUCGUAGAGGCUGUGGAUCAGCCGGCGAAUCCUAGCGAAAGGCGAUUUUCAUUAGCGGUCGUGACUGUGGAAGUAUUUCGCUCCGACAAGGAGAACCUCGACGGUGAGCCGGAUUUUAUCGGGGCGCCUUACGAAUUCUGGGUAGGUGCGAACGUUGGGAUCGGCACGAGCGUUGGACAAAUUCGAGUUAACGAGGCCAUAAUGAAGGAAGACCUUGUUUACGAUCUCCUGCACAGUUAUUACGAAGGAGUGCCGUUCGCCGUCGAAGAGCGUUCUGGAACCAUAACGGUGAUAGAUGAAAUCGAAAAGUACGACAGAUCGUUGUACGACUUCGAAGCCCAGAUAACGGACGAGCAUGAUUUCAUCAUGGUAACGAACGUGUCCAUUCACGUGGUCGAUCCGAACGACGAACGAGGAAUAUUCACCCAGAGCACGACGAAACCGCCGCUGGUUUUUCACGUUAAGGAAAAUUUGCCCGGUGCGUUCAUAGGUCAAAUCCUACCUCGUAACGGGACAAAUUCUACGCGGAAUAUUCGUUUCCUCAUCGCCAAUCAACAGGACGUUCCGGAUAUCGCUGUUACCGCAGAUGGGACUCUGUACACACCGAAAGGUCUCGAUCGAGAAUUCAGAGAAAAUUACAGUAUCACCGUAGUCGCCGACAACGUGAGGGGCGUCGGAAUCUUUCAAGAGGUGUACUUGUUUCAGGUGACUGUAAUAGUCGACGACGAGAACGACAACGCCCCCGUAUUCGAGGUCCUCUCGUACGAGGGCUACGUACAGGAAAACAGUCCGGUCGGUACUGAGGUGACGUUGAAUCGGCACGUUCAGGCUCGCGAUCCCGACGAAAACGGCGGUCAGAGUUUCGAGAUAAGUCUCCAUGGAAAAGGAAGCGAACUGUUCACGAUCGACCAGGUAUCCGGGCGUAUAUUUUUCAAGGGAAACAAUCGGGAUCUCCUUGACCGAGAGGUUGAACCAGUUUACAACCUGAGCUUGGUGGCCAGAGACAAGGGUAAUUUACAUACCGAGGCACAAUUAAUCGUGACAAUAACCGACGAGAACGACAACGCUCCGAAUUUCACUCAAAUGGUGAUACUCCCCGAGCAGGGAGUCGACGUGGCCAAAAACACGGGCGAAGAAAAACUCGGGGACGAGUCGAGGUGGACGGGGACGGAGCGUAUCGCGAACAAGAAGGGGGACGAUAUCGAGGCGCCGCUUUUAACGAUACCGGAAAACGUAACCCUUGGAAUUCCCGUCAUUAGAUUGGUAGCGUCGGACAAGGACGAGGGAAUCAAUGCCGAAGUUUCGUACGCUAUAGCGAACGAGACGUACGCGGAGAAUCAAUAUAGCGUUAUUCAGAGCCCGCAUUUCGUGAUAAAUUCCCUCACAGGGGAGGUCUCGGUAUCUCGGAGUCUCCCCGCUGCCAGAGAGAUCGUUCUGGUGAUAACGGCGACGGACGCAGGUGGUUUGUCCGACAACGUUACCCUCAGAUUCCACGUCGAGGACGUCAACGAUCACGCCCCGUCGUUCAAGAAAUCCUGGUACCUGUUCAACGUGCCGGAAGGAUCGUACGAAGAUCGCGCGGUCGGGGACGUCGAGGCCAUCGAUUCCGAUCACGGUAGAAACGCGAACAUCUCGUACAGCCUGGCACCGGGAACCGGGAGAUCCCUACCCUUCGCGAUCGGCGAGUACACCGGAGUCCUGAAGGUCACCGGUGAAUUGGACAGGGAGUCCGUGGACGUUUACGAAUUCAACGUGGUCGCCGAGGACCGGGGCGUCGAUCCACUCAGCUCGACGGUUCUCGUUCGAGUGAACGUCAUGGACCUGAACGACAAUCCACCGAUUUUCUGGGGCUUCGACGAGCUCCGGGAAUACGCGGACAACGGAGUGGACCAGCUUCCCCUGCCGGUUUACAAAGCGUCCGUCAGUGAGAACAGCCCGAUCGGAACGGUGGUCGCCAAACUUUACGCGAACGAUUCGGAUUUGCUUGGCAACGGUAACGGGCUGAUACUAUUCGAUAUUCCGCGUCGACGCGAGGAGAACAAGUAUUUCACCAUAGACAGCAAGGACGGACUGGUUUCCACCGUCGGAAAACUCGACUACGAAGCCCAGGGUUUGCACAACAUCACGGUGACCGCCAGCGACCUCGGAUCCCCGAGUCUCACCUCCACCGCGAUGCUACUCGUGAACGUCGUGGAUCUCGAGGACGGCGGUCGCGAUCUUCGUAAGCCGGUUUUCCAGCACCGUUAUUACGAAGUUGAGGUCCAAGAGAACAGUCCCGUACCGUUGAAACUCGUUCAUCUGAACGUGUCGGACUCUUUUAACGCUCACAAAGUACGUUACGCCAUUUCAACCGAGGACGACGAGUUGACGGAGCGUUUCUCGAUCGACCCUCAGAACGGUACGGUCUUCCUGGUGAAGCCGCUCGACCGCGAGACCAAAGAUCUUUACGAGAUCAAGGUCAGAGUUGACAGGGUCAAGAACGGAAGAGGCAUGCAGGCGAUGAUAUAUCCCGUACUGGGCGACAGACUCAACGGUCUGGAGCUGAACGAGGCUAAGAUUGUUGUUAGGGUAAAGGAUGUCAACGAUAACGUACCCCGUUUCAAAACCAAAGGUCGACCGAUGCUCGCCGCUAUUCCAACCACGGCGCAUUACGGAUAUGAAAUUAUUAGAGUCGAGGCUGAGGACCCGGACGAGGGAGUAAACGCCGAUAUUCGCUAUCAAAUUCUUGGCCGAGAAGAUGCGCCAAGAUUCGCCAUUGACCCACUCAGUGGUCAAGUGCGCUCCGUGGGUAGUUUUUCCCGAGACGCUGGCCGCGUAUUCGGUUUCGAUGUCAAGGCUACGGACAGAGCCGGUGCCGAAGACGGAAGAAGCAGCAUAGCGAACGUUUUUGUUUACGUUCUGGACGAUCUCAAGCAAGUCGUUAUGGUGAUGGGCGACCGACCAACGGACAUCGAGAGACAGAUAGAAAACAUCACUUCUGUUCUGCACAACGUUACCGGUUACGACGUCAGAGUUAGAAAAUUAGAACCGCACAUCGAGAAGAACUUGAUCGACGCAGGCUCAACCGACAUGUACCUCUACGCCGUCGACCCACAUUUGAACGUCAUGAUAGACAUGGACACCCUGCACAGCGUAUUCCACAAUAAGAAAUCUGAGAUAAAACGUGAGUUGGAAAAAUACCAUGUACUGGAUAUCGCUGGGAAUCCACCUAGACGCAACAGUCAAAGAUACCUGUUAUCCACGCUCGAGGUGGGCGUCGUUGUUCUCGGAUGUGUCGUCUUCGUGGGUGCACUGGUUACGGCGCUCUGCGUCGCCUGCGUAAGAAGAAAUAAACGGCAACGCGUCGACGAUCCCGAUGCAACUAACUCGCCGCGAACCCCGUGACAUUGAUUAUCGCAAGGUCGAAUCGAGAAUGCACGCGGGGAGAACUGAUCGCGUAUCUUCCUUAUCCGCAACGCUAGAAACGCGACGUUUGUUUGCUCGUUUAUUUUCUAUCUUUUUUCCCCACAUAUUUUUUUUUCGUUCGAAGAAUCGACUGCGGCGUUACUCGGCUCGUUGUAUCCGCUGCGAUGUCGUACGAUCGUUCGUAUGCCCAGAGAAAAAAGAGUUUUUCCACUCGCCGUUGAAUCUCGGAAAUGAAAUAGAUCUCAAUGUCGGGGUAAUAAAACUGAACGGCUGAUUAAAGCGCGAAAAUAUCCCCGUGGCCUUUCCACGGGUUAUGGGUGCAUUAAAUUUUUGAACGCCACGAAUCUUGUCAUCGACAAACUCGACUCGACGCUUAUCUCACAAUCGACGGGGAAGAUUUGCGAAUGAAAAAAAAAAAGGUCACCAUCGAUCAUGGAAAGUUUUUAGACGUUUCCGACAGCUUUUACUCUCGCUUCGAUAUUUCUCUCAGCUCCUUUUUCAUCCUAGAUAACUGUACAGGUGUGUAAGUAGAAUGAAAAUUUUCUAGUGAGAUUCAGCCAUUUGAAUUUAAGCCAUAAAAUAAAGAUCAAUUUCGUUAAUUAAUGUUAAACGAUCUGUUGUGUUAUUAAAUAAUAGUUUUAAAUUUUUUUUACGUACUCAAGUGAUUUUUGGACAUAGUGUACCUGUAUAAUUCGUGUGCGAUACGAGUCGAUAGAAACAAUGAAAUUGCAUGUGUUAGACGUUAUUAUAAUUCUACUAAUAAAAUCACAUUUUACGAAUACAAAAAUGACAAAUAUUUUCCAACGCUAUACAUGGUGCAGUAUGUUCAAAAUUAAUGAAAAAUAUACGUGUACAUCUCGCUAUAAACUGGACUAUUUAUCACGGAGUUUUUAACCCCGUAUCCUUUACUAACACGCUCGUUUAUAUUUAUUGUUGCUUGCUUUUGGACUCUCUGUGCCAUGUAUGCCUAACUGUACUUUAUUUGUUUGACCCAACAACGGUCCCCCUCCACCAGACCCCUCAAAAGAAUUUAAUUAAUUACAGAUCGAACUAAUAAUCCGAUAGAUAAAUAACCAAUUUGCAUUUCUCUUGUUUGCUCGUAUUAUAAUUUACAAUUUCAACUACCCCUGGAACGGAUAAGGGAAAGCUAUUGUAUUAUUUUGUAAAAUUUGCAUCGACGCUGCGACGGCAGGAUGUGUCUUUCUUUUUUCUUUUUUUUUUUUUUCGCUUUUCGGUUCAAUUUUGUUCGCGUUAGCAAAAUUCUUUUACCAAUAAUCCCCCCCCCCACCUCGUUUACGAUCCGAUAUCACCCGUCGGAUUAAUCGAACCAAGUUGGCCGAUUUUAAAAAAUGUUAUUCACCCGUCAAUGAUUGAUAGUUGAUGCGGCUCGCGAGCUUUUUUCUCAGACAUUCUGUCACUUGAAAUUGCACUCGCGCGGUGAUUGAUGUGUAUGUAUCUGAAAUCCGCAGCGCGCAUUUUAAGCCAGAUAGACGCCGAGUCGCGCUGUAACGCUCAAUUCGUUGCCUUCUGACGUUGCGUUAAUUUUUUUUAUCUUAUUCUUCUUUCAUUACGUCUUGCAUCAGAAAGUUGAUGAAUUCAAAAAUUUGCAAAUUCCCAUAAUUAACUUUUUAUCCAGGGUCCGCUCUACUCCACCCCAAAAUAACCCUUCUGCACCGUCCCGUUUUGAUCCUCGAAAAUUGUUUUCAUCAAAGUGAGAGGAGGGCGAAUAGCGAAAAGUCUACGUAAGCGGCAUGCGGGCUCACAAAUGAAAUUUAGAAGCUUAUGAAAUUUG